Molecule: messenger RNA, 3404 nt
Organism: Acanthoscelides obtectus
Lineage: Eukaryota; Metazoa; Arthropoda; Insecta; Coleoptera; Chrysomelidae
Source: the annotation of a GenBank genome assembly
GUAAGAUGUUCAGGUUUCCCAAAGAUCCAAAAACAAGGAAUCACUGGAUAAAACUUACAAGGAGAACAGUUGAACCAGGUCCUGGUGCAUACUUAUGUAGUUGUCAUUUUGUGGAUGGAAAAAAAGAAAAUGGACCUACAUUGUUUUAAGUAUAUUAGAGAGAAGCAAUUAAACUUUCCAUCGCCAGAAAGAAGAACCCGUAAAAAGACCAUUGAAAAACCUUUUAAUAUUGAUGUAGAUAUAAGAUCUUGUACUUUUCAAAGUUAGGUGAACGUGAACCAAUUGUACAAAUAUAAUUUUGAGACGCCUAAUGUAUAAUGAUUUGGCAGUUAGCUACAGUUAUUUGGGAACCAGACAAAAUAAGAAGGCAUUCAAAACCUCAUUUCUCAACGUAAUAAAUGAAUUCAAUGAGUGGAAACCACUGGGUCAAGAGCGCGAUGGAAGCUUUAUUUUCAGCUGGGUACAUACCAAGGAACAAGAAUCUCGAACCCACAUAGGCAUCUAUGAAUAUGACAAGAAUCUGUUGAGUCCAGUAUACUCCUUUCCAAAGAAAGUGAAUUGCACACAAGCUUCUACCAACAGUGACAAAACAUUACUAGCAUUUGUGAUUAAAGAAACAGAUGAAGAAACAAAAGAAUCUACAUAUAAACCAUACCUCUACAAAAUUGGAACACAUUUUGAUGAUGCAUACGACUGGAAGUUAGAACGUAAUAGACAAAUAAUGGUACAAUUUCUUUAUCCAAGGGUUUCAGUUUUGUCAGAAAAUCAACCCGCGAAGCUUUUGGUCUUAGUUCAUCAUGAAUAUAUAUUCCAGUACCAAGUAAAACUUAAAACAGACAAUAUAGAAGAUGACUGCCUCUCACAAGAAACACUAGUCGGUAAAUUCCUGUGGGCUCAGUGGGAUCCUGAACAACAAACACUAUAUUACAUACACAAUCGUAAAAGAAAUAGGAUCAUUGCGUACUCUGAAGGUGAAGAGGAAAGUAAUGCAGGAAAUGAUAAAAUAACACCGACCCUUUCAGGCUUACAGUUCAAUGAUGAAGUACCUCACGAGACGGUGCUGAAUAUACCGUUAAAUUUACCUCAUUUAACAGUUUCAACAAGUUCAUGCCUCAUUUAUGAGGACGAUGCAAUACCAUUGAGGAUACAUGACUGUUCUUUGGACCUUAUAGUCCUUACUGACCCCAACGGCAUAGUAUGCGUAUGUCACCAUUACCUAUAUCAGCCAAUACAACCGGUGGUAGAUUUGAAAGAUGAAGAUAGUAGUCCAGUGCAUUUUGCAUAUUCAGUAACAGUGCUACACCAAAGUUGUGUUUUGCACUGCGUCAUCCCUGACAUACCUUGGAACAAGGCUAAGAAGAUUCGCCCAUUAUUUAAGAUUGAAGGAGACCAUUUGUUAAUCAUCAUUCCCGACAUCUGUACUCACCUCUUGGAUAUAGGGCUAAUACACGAACCAUGUUGUCACGUCACCACCAAACCACUUAUAACUGAAACACAACUGCUUUAUCUGGCACCAAUAGUGCCAUUAGAACAUGGUUCAGUCCUUAAUUUGGCUAACCUGGAUCUCAUCAGUUUAGAAAUACCCACUAACAUGCUGGUCGAUACUUUCAAAAGCGAUACGUUACUAGAAAAUAAGCUUUCGAUUCUUCACUAUUUGAUAUUGCACAGUGGGCAUAUGGAUACAGCCUCCGAGUUGAUCUUAUGGCAAUCAGAACGCCCAUUCACCCUAGGCUAUCCACAGAUGCUUAAAGAAUACCUGAUAGCAACCUCAUAUGCAGCUGUACAACGAACUCUUCCAACAGAUGCCAACAAAUUGAUCAACUUACUACCAAUUACAUCUCAAAAGAUAGGCUUUGAAUACGAAAUUCAGCAAGAUGAAUACAUUAUAAAUCUAUCUCAAGACGUGCUUUGGAAUGCCUCGAUGAUGCUUUUGUCUCCACAACAAAGGAUAGUGCCAUAUCGAACAGAUAUUUGGGUAAAGCUAUGGGAACAACUUGCGAAGUUAUCCAAGGGAACACAGCGGUUCAAGCCUAGUCAGGUUGUUGAGAAGUUGAUGGUGUCACUAGUUUGUUAUCAGCCAGAAGUUCUAUCUAGAUGUUCAACACCAUUAUCUCCUAGUGGUGGAGCAUCUUCGACACUUAAUGAUUUCCUGAGCAACCAGUGUAAUAAAAGGAAUCAGGUUGAUGCGCUUCCUUUUUUUGAGAUCGACAGCUGCACCGCGAGUAAACAAGAACACAUAAUAUCGGUGAAUCUUCGAGAAUUGAGCAUGCACCUGCUGAAGCAAAGCACCGAGAACAGAAUGAACAAAUGGCAAUGGCAGAGUCAGACACCUAUGCACGUGCAUGCUGUAGCGACUAGGUAUAUAACGGCACAACUAGAUCAAUCUAGACAACUGUGCCAACUACUGUGUAAAGCUGCAACGUAUGAACCAAGACUUGAGAUGGACAAAGGAUUCAUUUUCAUGUAAGCUAUAUCGAAUGCGCAAUAAAAACGAUAAAGUGUCAAAGAAAUUGCUGGUUCUGAAAACCUGGAGGGGGGAUGUUAGUUGAGGGUGUGCCUUAUACAGGGUGUCUAAAAUAAGAAUCCUGUCGAUCUCAACAUCUGUGGGAGAUACAGCUUAUGUUAAAUUAGGAAAAAGAUACGUUUUUUGAGGCGUAUUUACAUGCUGUUAAGAGACUUGUAAAAAUUUCGUGGGUCAUUGAGAUAUCUGGGAAAACUAAAAUUUGGCCAAAUCAUUAUUUUUUUCUUACUCUAAGAAAUGUCAAGAAACUAAUGAAACUUGUCCAUUGGUACUUUUUGGGCACUAGAUGAUGGUAUUUUCAAUUUUUGUGCCCGAUAUUUCGUUUUUAAGAAACCAUCAUAAACUUAAUUUUUUGUAUGGUCCGAAAAAAAGUACAUCCUGUAUCUGAUAGCAUCUUUUUAUACGAAUUCAACGAUGUAUCACAUGUUACAUUUGUUUUCUUAGUGAUGAAGAAAAAUGUUUUUGUAUUUUAAGUAGGCGCUGCAAACAAAUGCUUGAUGUACGAUCACAACUUAGAUAACAAUCAGCUAUUAAACUCUCCCUGUCAGUGUCAAAAACGGCAGCUAUUUCGGCGCAGAAAGUCGAAUGUAAAUUCCCCCAGUACAACGAUGAGGUUUUAGUGCUCAGCAGCAGCCGUUUUCGACACUGACAGGAGAGUUUCAUAGCUGAUUGUUAUUUAAGCUGUACUACGAUUAUGUGAUCACUGACAUAGUUGCAGUCACCGUUCUUAGCGGGUGAAAGUAUCCCUCUAUAUAUCUCCAUCUCCCUCAUACAUAACGUAUAUAUGCAACCUACCCCUGUGUGUGAACGUUUGUGCGGUAAGCUCAAAGACAUACGUUUUUAGUUGUCUUUGUCGUUACGUAUGAGUGCGCUUCAAUCGUAU